Messenger RNA from Lodderomyces elongisporus, 2085 nucleotides. RefSeq names its product Zn(II)2Cys6 transcription factor WOR2 (gene WOR2). The record is from RefSeq and is a predicted model, not a curated record. The transcript has a single exon. Gene Ontology annotation, biological process: regulation of DNA-templated transcription. Bases 1 to 2085 code for a protein of 694 amino acids. Gene Ontology annotation, molecular function: DNA-binding transcription factor activity, RNA polymerase II-specific; zinc ion binding. Lineage: Eukaryota; Fungi; Ascomycota; Pichiomycetes; Serinales; Debaryomycetaceae.
AUGACCCAAUUACCGUCAGUCUCGGAGCUUAUGAGCUCAACAAAGCUAUUCUUUCUACCAAAUAAUUCAUCAGCAAACACAAGUGCCAGUGCUACUACAUCAAUGGACAAUGACAAUAGCAACAAAGUCGACGAAAAGUUGAGUAACCAAUCACCCAAAUCGACCGUUGCAAAACAAACAAUGCUAGAUUCUAAUACAACCAGCCUCAGUGCAAUGCCACAGAUGCCAGAUAAUACAAACUCUACAAAUUACACUGACCACUUGCACAGUCCAAACAAGUAUUUAAAUCUGCCUCGACAUCAAGCAGCCAAAUUCACCAAGCCAGAUACUGAAAUACCAUCGAGACCAAAUUUACUUGAGCAUACAGAGAAAAAGCGACUGCUAAGUCAUUCGCUCCCACCAUCUUUACCAAAUCACUCCAAGUCUCCCAUAGCUUCCAUGGUUCAGUUACCAAGGAUCUUGCCAUUUGAGGACCGUCUGCGAUCUAGUACAAAUAUUUCAAACCCUACUAAUACUAAUACACAUACACAUACACAUGCACCUCCCCAACUUCCUCUUCAACAACAUCAACAUAUACUUCCCCCACCUGGCCCACUUCCUUCUCGUCGUCUUACUGAACCGCUCAUUCUGAAUAUCAAGCCACUACACUUGCAGCCACCUAGUUAUGAACAACAAAAGCUGCACACUCUGCUCCACCUGUUACUGCAUUACCCUAGGUCUGGUUCCGUUCACCAUAUACUGCAACAUAUACCUGAAACACAAUCGACGACACAAGACGCAACCCAAGUACAAAUGAGUCAAGAAGCGUAUGAUGACCAUAAAAGUAGUAUUGUCGAUGCUUCCCAGGAGCAGCAACAGCACCAGCAACAUGACCCACAAGGGUCUUUGGCUAGGCACUUUGCUUGGGAUAAUCGCCGACACCUGCAUGGCCCUUCUCUGUCUGAUUUAAACCAACGUAUUCAUACCACUGAGAUUCCAUUUGGUGCCUCUUCUAGUGCCAUCCAUCAACAGCAGAUACUUGCUGAGCAAAUACCUAACACGUCAAAUGGAGGUUUUUAUGUUGUUCAAGGCCCAAAUGCACCUUUCUAUGUUGCCGAAAAUUAUCAGCAUCCCGCACAAGCACAACAGCAAGCACAACAACAAGCACAACAACAAGCACAAUUUUUCCCUGCAGGUCACGUUAUAAAUUCGCAGCAUGUCCAACCACAGUAUUAUGAACCAUACCCAUAUCCGCUUUCCAAAGGGGUUAUGUAUGAUGAAAAUAAUGCCUUGAUAAACAAGCGCAAAAUCAUUAAACGAAGAACCAGAACUGGUUGUCUCACGUGUCGCAAAAGACGUAUCAAAUGCGACGAGAGAAAACCCAGCUGUUUUAAUUGUGAACGAAGUAAGAAGGUGUGUCUUGGGUAUGAGAAUUUGUCCAGCAUUCAGCCAAGAAAGAGGGUUAGAGACACCAGUUUGGAUCUACCUGUAGUUGGCCACCACGAGAAUGGACAAUAUGGGGUUGGCAAUGGGAUUGCGAUAACCAGCCAUAAUUAUCGUGAGCAUCAAAACCAGAACCACCAACAGCAACAGCAACAGCAACCUAUAAAUCGCCAGGAUCUGCGACUUUUAGGAAACGAGUCUAAUGGCGCAAACCCAAGAUUUCAAGCACAUAUAAACUUAGAGCAUCCUCAAGAACAGCAGCAUCUGCAUAAUGGGCCCAAUAAUUCUACAAAUUCAUAUUUCAACAAGUUACAUCCUCAUCAUCUACAACCGGUACCAGCUCAUUUGGUUGGCGGUGAUCUUGUUCCAUCCAAUGGGGUUAUUUCACCAACUGCAUUUAUCCCACAACCUCAAGCGCAUGGGGAUACUCGCUACAAUAUUACUUCGGGGCCUUUGAAACCGCCGCCGCCGCCGCCACCUCAAAUACCAUUGUCAGAGCAACAGCAUCCUCACUUACCACGUCAUGGUCAGUCCAUAGCCACCCCGAAUCCCAAGAUGUAUGAACCACAGGAGAUGCGUAAUAACAAUCAUCAUCAUUAUUAUUAUUAUUCUCAGCAUCACCCACUGCAACUGCAACAACUGCAACAACAGCAGCAGCAAUAG